CCUUUUUUCAUGCUCAUUUCACUCGUAGUGAUGCAAACCCCAAAACAUUGCACCCCUUGACAAUUGCUGGCUACGCCCCUGUACCUGUAUGCAAUUUUUACCCGAGAGUGCAAAGUUUUAACCGAUCAUACGGAUUUUGCAAGAGAGUGCUGUUUGAUUCCUACCUGCGAACAUGUAACAUUAAUAAAAAAUCAUUUUUUCAGACAAUUUGCAACUCUGUUAUAUUAAACAAAGCACUGGCUGACAGUCAGCUUCAUAUAAACUGCAGGAAUUGUUUGUUGGAUUCUGCAUUGACAACUGACACUAUAAUCAACAAUUAUUAGAUAUAGAUAGAUGUUUGGUAUUAGAAUUAUUGCUAAUGUGGCAUGUCAUAGCACCAUGAGGAGCAUAGAAAUAUACUAAAUCUAAUAUGCCAUUAAAUGAAUCACAUUUAGCAUGUUUCCCGUGAGACUCCCCAAUCUAAAUAUAUCAGAACAAAACAACAUUUUUAUCUUACUGACAAAUAAUGUUGUUUCAUACAAAUGUACACAAAGCUAGUCUCCCAUGACAUCUAUCAAACAUUCAUAAAAUGCAUUUACAAUUAAACUGCAUUUAAAGCUGGCCACAGAAGAGAAUCACGUCAAU
This is a messenger RNA of Owenia fusiformis, 624 nucleotides long. Lineage: Eukaryota; Metazoa; Annelida; Polychaeta; Sabellida; Oweniidae. The record is from the annotation of a GenBank genome assembly.